Molecule: messenger RNA, 515 nt
Organism: Arachis ipaensis
Lineage: Eukaryota; Viridiplantae; Streptophyta; Magnoliopsida; Fabales; Fabaceae
Source: RefSeq, a predicted model, not a curated record
AUGAUGAGUGAAGGAGAGGGAGAACUCGCGUCUGAGGCUGGGAGGAGGUGUAGUUUCGCCGCUGUCGGGGAAGAGAACACGUCUGGGAAAGGGAACCGGGGGAAACGGCGCACGAAGGGUGCUGUGACGGGAAAGGAAUCCACCUGCGUCACCGCUGGAGAGAGGGAGAUCGGAACGAGUAAGGAGGAGGAGGGUUGUCUAAACUGCAGCCAGAAGAGUGUUCAGGCCGCCACAGGUGCCGCUGCCGGGAAAGGGAGCUGCGUCUCUGUGAUACUGACCGCCGGGAGUGGUUCUGUGACUUCCGGGACCACCGCCGGAGCCUCUGGCUACUUCUGCCGUCACUGGAAAACUCUACCGUUACCAACGCCGGAGUCCGGUCGCCGCUGUCACUUGAGGUGGCUGACGGGCUGCCGCCGAACCGGUUCAAGAGACCGCCGCUGUUCGGUUCAGCCGUUCCUUCUUUGUGUUGAUAUGGUUAUUGCGAAAGUGGCUGGGAGCUGAGGUUUUGGUUGCCG